GGAUGACCAAGAUGGGAGGGGAUGUCAUCCAUCCACCCAUACCACCUAUAAGUACCCACAGGCUCAACCUGGAAUGUAAAAAGGGAUCUGUUGAUGAACUCAGUUACGAGGAGGAGAAACAAUCUGUUUGAAUCACGAUGGGCCAGUUGGCAUCUAGACGCAAUGGUGCGAGUGCAGGAAUUUUUCCUGACGCGCACACAUCAUCCUCGAUGGAGGAACCUCCCAGGUACUCGCAACAUUUUGACGGCAACAACCCGAGUCAUAUUCCAAACAUCCACAUUCAUCGAAUGAGCAUAAUCUCAGAAAGUGUAGCAGAACUCCCAGGCAAGAUGGAGAUGCAGAAGUCUUCCUUGUACCGGACGUUGGACCGGGUGCCACAGUUGGAGCAUUACUCCAACUCGCUGCCACGCAGGCAGGCGAAGGCCCGGCCUACUCUGGCAGCUCUCCGCAAGACAUUCAAGGAAAUGGAGGAGGAAAAGCCACCGAUCACUGACGGUGAAAAUGAAGACUCAAAUGAAAAAAAACCAGAGCCUGUUAAACUGGGCUGGGUGCUUGGAGUCCAGAUUCGUUGCAUGCUAAAUAUCUGGGGAGUGAUUAUGUUUCUCCGUCUGACGUGGAUCACUUCUCAGGCAGGCAUCGUGUUGACCUGGGUCAUGGUAUUUCUGUCUGUGACAGUCACCAUAACAACUGUCCUUGCUAUAUCUGCUAUAGCCACCAAUGGAAAAACAGUGUCAGGUGGGCCGUAUUUCAUGGUCGCCCGCUCUCUGGGUCCUGAAGUCGGUGGACCGAUCGGUCUGAUCUUUGCCAUUGCCAACGCUCUGUCCUCUGCUCUGAACGCGGUUGGCUUUGCAGAGGUGGUCAGUCAACUAUUGACCAGCUAUGGCACUAAAAUCGUCGACCCAGUUAAUGACGUUCGUAUCGUGGGGGUGAUCACAAUAACUCUUCUUCUGCUCAUAUCACUCGCUGGAAUGGAGUGGGAGUCUAAGACCCAGAUGUUAUUCUUCAUCGCUCUUAUGAUCUCUUUUAUCGGCUAUACGGUGGGCACGAUCAUCCCUCAAACAGUAGUGAAACAGUCCCAGGGCAUCUUUGGAUACAAAAGUGAGAUCUUUGUAGCGAAUCUGGUACCAGACUUUAGAGGAGGGAACAACUUUUUCAGCAUGUUUGCCAUUUUCUUUCCUGCCACCAAUGGUAUCCUGACUGGAGUCAACAUCAGUGGAGACCUCAAGGAUCCUAACAGAGGUAUACCCAGAGGGACCCUCCUGGCAGUUUUUUGGACCACUCUCACCUAUUUAGCUCUUCCCAUCACUGUUGGUGCCUGCGUUGUGCGAGAUGCUUCUGGAAACAUAACUGACAAGAUACCUGCCAACUCCACUGGACCCUGUGUGAGUCUAGCAUGUGACCUGGGCUGGAACUUCACAAACUGCAUUGAGGAACAGACUUGUGCGAACGGUCUGGCCAAUGAUUUACAGGUACUGGGAGAGGUUUCAGUGGCCUUCCACCUCAUCACGCUCGGUGUGUUUGCAGCCAGCUUGUCAUCAGCUCUAAGUUACUUAGUGUCUGCUCCUAAAAUCUUUCAGUGUCUCUGCAGAGAUGACAUAUACCCAUACAUCCGAUGGUUCGAAAAGGGUUAUGGAAAAAGUGAUGAGCCACUCCGAGCCUACAUCCUCACCUAUAUUAUAUGCGUGGCCUUCAUUUGCAUUGCUCAGCUGGACAUUAUCGCAGCCUUGAUUUCCAACUUUUUCCUGUGUUCCUAUGCUCUCAUCAACUUUACCUGCUUCCAUGCUAAGAUCACCAACUCCCCUGGUUGGAGACCUACGUUUAAAUACUACAAUAACUUAAUUUGUAUCUAUGGAGCCCUGUCAUCUCUGAUCCUGAUGUUCCUGCUGACCUGGUGGGCUGCCCUUGUCACCAUCGUGGUCGUCAUCUUGCUGCUUCUAUAUUCAAGCUACAAAAAGCCAAAUGUGAACUGGGGAUCAACACUUCAGGCACAAACAUACAACAUGGCCUUGUCAUACUCAGUCUCUCUUUCUAGAGUGCAGGAUCAUGUCAAGAACUAUAGGCCACAGUGUCUCGUUCUGACCGGGUCACCUCAGCAGAGACCUGCACUUGUGGACUUUGUUGGCUGCUUCACCAAAAAUACAAGCCUCAUGAUCUGUGGAGACAUAAUCAUGGAGGAAAGGAAGCCUCAGCCAUCAGAUACCACAGAGUGGUUGCUCAAGUGGAUGAACCAGAGGAAAGUGCGUUCGUUUUAUACCCCUUUCAAAGCAAACAGCCUCAGAAUUGGAACCAGAACCUUGCUUCAGGCUGCUGGUCUUGGGAAAUUAAAGCCCAACACUUUGGUCAUUGGCUUUAAGUCAAACUGGAAGGAGUGUCCUGCAGAGAGCCUCGACGAUUAUGUCAACACCAUUAAUGAUACCUUUGACACCAACUACUCUCUGUGUAUCUUGAGGAUGAUGGACGGUCUGGAUAUGUUUGACCUUGACUGUGAAGUCAACCAGGCCUUUGAGUUUGAUGACGCAGAGGACAACCCCCCACCUCCUGACAUGGUGACAGCUGAGGGCACAACCGAUAAAAGCGAGAGCGAUCCAAUAAAGACAGUGUUUCAGAACGACCAGGGGAAGAAGAACAUCGACAUCUACUGGAUAGCUGACGAUGGAGGGCUGACGCUGCUGUUGCCCUACCUGCUCACCAGGAGGAAGCACUGGCGCAAGUGCAAGGUCAGAGUCUUCAUCGUGGGGGAUGAGCAGAACAUGGAGGAACAGCAGAAAGCAAUGACAGACCUACUCGAGAAGUUCCGUCUGGAGUUUGAGGAAGUUAUAGUCAUGACGGACACUGAGAAGAACCCACAGACCAAAAACCUCAAUAGGUUUGUGGACAGUGUCACCUCCUUCAGGGUAUUUGAUGAACAGAAGGAGAGUGCCUCAGUUCAGGAGUUAGGACAAAGUGCUCCAUGGGAAAUAACUGACAACCAAUUUGACGCCUUGAAGCUUAAGUCAGAGAGAAAGGUGAGGUUGAACGAAAUCAUCCGAAGGCAUUCACAAAAUGCAGCCAUCCUGUUUGUGACGCUUCCGGUGCCACAGAGGGACUGUCCCAGUUCUCUGUACAUGGCCUGGCUGGACGCGCUAACAUGCGGCAUCCACUGUCCUGUGGUGCUCAUACGAGGAAACCAGCAGAACGUCCUCACCUACUACUGCGAGUGAAUCCUGUCUCGGACGCUUGGAGGAGUUUCAUGGCGUCUGAUACUGUAUUUUAGGACCUUCUUAGUCAAAUAGGCAAAGUAAGACGUUGUAAGAAGAGUGAUACUAGUGCUGAGGGAGGUGGUUUGAUAGUAGUCUGAUAUUAGUUGAAUUUAAAUCAAAUCUGUAAUCUUACACCUCUGUUAACAGACACAGUACUAGCUAAAGACAGCUUAAUCUCAAAGGCAGGAAGUGAACAGCUCAGCUUUGGUUCAGAGAUUUGUUGCAUCCUGCUUUGGUUGGUCACAUCUACUGGAUCUACUGACGCUUAAUGUCUGCAUCAGCUGAAAUGGCCCACAUAUUCUAACCUGUGGUGUCAGUUGACAGUGUGUGUCUGUACUGCAAGUGGAUGCACAGUAGAUGCUUUGUCUUUAUUUCUUAAUGAUUUGUAAAUAAUGCGUACUACAAACAGUCUAUGUGCUUGAUGAGCUAAAGCAUGUGUGUGCAAUGAUCUUUAAGCAGCCUACAUCCUUAAAGUACGAUGAACACAACUCUCACUGCUCCAACAGGAUAAAGUCUAGACUUGGAGCCAAUAGUUACAUCUGAAGAGAUGGCGCUUCCUUAGUGCUUGUAGAGGUUACACCUACAGUCGAUUUUAAAUGUAAAAUAAAUAAAGUGAAUAAUGAAGAUUCUCAGGUCUUAUACUGUAUAUCACUGUAUUCAGACAAAGUACAGUACAGAAACAUGCUAGUGCUGCAUAUUGUACUGUAGUUAUUAUAUGUAUUUUAUUGUUAACCAUUGUUAUUAGUUGUACUACACCUCACCACCAGUUAUACUGUAUCUUGUGUAUAUACUGUAUGUCCUGUUUCCUGGAAACAUCUUUUGGCUUGAACUUGUGAAACCAAUUAUCUUUAUUUGUUUUAAAUGUUUUGCUGCAAUAUCCAGUGUGCUUCAUUGGCCUGUUGAUGUGAGUGUAUGUAAAUACAGUAUGAACUUUCCCUACA
This is a messenger RNA of Betta splendens (Siamese fighting fish), 4180 nucleotides long. RefSeq names its product solute carrier family 12 member 3-like. The record is from RefSeq and is a predicted model, not a curated record. Lineage: Eukaryota; Metazoa; Chordata; Actinopteri; Anabantiformes; Osphronemidae. The coding region runs from base 138 to 3200 and encodes 1020 amino acids. Gene Ontology annotation, biological process: sodium ion homeostasis; cell volume homeostasis; potassium ion import across plasma membrane. The transcript is spliced from 28 exons. Gene Ontology annotation, molecular function: sodium:potassium:chloride symporter activity. Gene Ontology annotation, cellular component: membrane.